AUUAAAAGCAUCAAUGGCUUCACGUACAUUAAUCCAGCUUCAGAUUUUUCUUAUUUUGGUUCUUUCAACAACAGCUUUCUCAGACGUCUUGUCUCCUUAUUACUAUGAGAAAGUGUGUCCCGAAGCUUUGCCAACUAUCAAACGAAUAGUGGAAGCUGCUGUUUACAAAGAACGCCGCAUGGGUGCCUCUCUUCUGCGUCUGCACUUCCAUGACUGUUUUGUUCAGGGUUGCGAUGCAUCGGUUCUCCUGGAUGCGACACCCACCAUCGACGGUGAAAAGAACGCAGUUCCCAACCUCCAUUCCCUUAGAGGUUUUGGAGUCAUCGACCAGAUUAAGAAAGAGGUCGACAAAAUUUGUGGAGGCCCAGUUGUUUCUUGUGCAGACAUUUUGGCUGUUGUAGCUCGUGAUUCUGUUGUUGCGCUUGGAGGACCAUCAUGGACGGUGGCAUUGGGGAGAAGAGACUCGACCACUGCUAGCAGGAACUUAGCCAAUAUCAACCUUCCAUUAGCAACAUUUAAUCUCGCAGAACUGAGCAGUAACUUCAAAAACCAAGGGUUGGACGAGAGAGACUUAGUGGCGCUAUCUGGUGGUCACACCCUUGGUUUCUCACAUUGUCGUCUCUUUAAGGACAGAAUUUACAACGCAACAAACAUUGAUACUGAGUUCGCAGAAGAGCGAAGAAAGACAUGCCCACGUAUAGGAGGAGACAACAAUCUUGCUCCUUUGGACCCAACAUUUGCCCAUUUUGAUACUGCAUAUUUUUCUAACUUGAUAAAAGAGAAGGGGCUUCUUGACUCAGAUCAAGCACUUUUUAAUGGUGGCUCAACCGAUGAACUGGUAAAGACUUAUAGCUAUAACCCCAUGGCUUUCUUUGCUGAUUUUGCCAAGUCUAUGAUUAAGAUGGGGAACAUACAAGUGUUGACCGGGAACCAAGGUCAAAUUCGUUCGAAUUGCAGGAAGGUGAAUUCCUAA
This is a messenger RNA of Mangifera indica (mango), 973 nucleotides long. Its product is annotated as peroxidase 2-like. The transcript has 3 exons. Gene Ontology annotation, biological process: response to oxidative stress; hydrogen peroxide catabolic process. NCBI's taxonomy places the organism in Eukaryota, Viridiplantae, Streptophyta, Magnoliopsida, Sapindales, Anacardiaceae. The record is from RefSeq and is a predicted model, not a curated record. Gene Ontology annotation, molecular function: peroxidase activity; heme binding. Bases 14 to 973 code for a protein of 319 amino acids.